This is a messenger RNA of Daldinia childiae, 678 nucleotides long. RefSeq names its product Ketosamine-3-kinase. The record is from RefSeq and is a predicted model, not a curated record. NCBI's taxonomy places the organism in Eukaryota, Fungi, Ascomycota, Sordariomycetes, Xylariales, Hypoxylaceae. The transcript has 3 exons. Bases 1 to 678 code for a protein of 225 amino acids.
AUGACGCAAAGCGAGUUCCGAUGUAUGUCCCGCAUCCGCCGCGUCGCGUCGGACCUAGUACCGGAGCCCCUUGCUUCCGGGUCAUUUUAUAGCGUGCCGGACGUGCAUUUCCUGCUGUGUGAGUUUCGGCUCAUGACGGGGGCGGUCCCAGCCCCCGAAGCACUCGCCGCGAAGAUUGCGGAGCUGCAUCAGUGUACUGGCGAUGGUAGUGGUGGUAGAUUUGGGUCGGACGUCCCGACUUUCCAUGGGAAUGUGCGCGUCGACCAUGGCUGGUCUAGGUCCUGGGAGGAGUACUUCGCGAGGACGACGAAGGUGCUGUUUGGACUGGAGCAGGAGGCGCAGGGACCAAACGAGGAAAUAAGGGGGAUGAUAUCGACUUUCUUCGACAAGGUAGUACCGCGCCUCCUCCGCCCUCUAGAAACAGGCGACCGCUCCAUCAAGCCGUGUCUUAUCCACGGCGACCUAUGGCACGGCAACGCCGAGACGAAUGCGGAAACUGGCCUGCCCGUCAUCUUCGACGCGGCGUCUUUUUAUGCCCAUAACGAAUAUGAGCUGGGUGUCUGGCGCCAGCCGUGGAACAAGAUUGGCGAGGCCUACCGGGCAGAAUACCACAAGUAUAUGCCUAAGUCGAAGCCGGAAGAGGACUGCGACGACCGGAACGCCUUAUAUUCAGUGUGA